Molecule: messenger RNA, 4865 nt
Organism: Vespula pensylvanica (western yellowjacket)
Lineage: Eukaryota; Metazoa; Arthropoda; Insecta; Hymenoptera; Vespidae
Gene: Cse1
Product: exportin-2
Exons: 20
Coding region: 201-3104 (967 amino acids)
Biological process (GO): protein export from nucleus; protein import into nucleus
Cellular component (GO): nuclear envelope; cytosol
Molecular function (GO): small GTPase binding; nuclear export signal receptor activity
Source: RefSeq, a predicted model, not a curated record
UCGAUAGAUGAACAUGGCGGCCGAGGUAUUUGAUGCUGCAUUGCGUUUCCAAUCUGAUUUCUACAACUUGUGGAUGACGCUUUGUGAAAUUCAAUUUACGAAACGCUGGUACGUUAUGCCGCUUUGAUUUUUUAUUAUUGUGAUAUAAUUAGGAAUAUUUUGUGAAAGAACAAACAAUUUAACUUUUAAUCUGUAAGAAAAUGGAGCUUACGGACGAUAAUUUGUUAACAUUAAGCGAAUAUUUAAAACAUACGUUAAGUCCAGAUACAAAUGUCAGAAGACCGGCUGAAAAAUUUCUGGAAUCUAUAGAAAUAAACCAGAAUUACCCUUUACUACUUUUACAUUUGAUAGACAAAACCGAAGUAGAUAUAACUAUAAGAAUCGCUGGUGCAGUUGCAUUUAAAAAUUAUAUAAAACGUAAUUGGAAAGUUGAGGAAGAUGCACAAGAUCGUAUACAUGCACAAGAUAGACAUGCGAUAAAGAAAUUAAUAGUUAAUUUAAUGUUGCAUUCUCCUCAUUCAAUACAAAAGCAGCUUUCUGAUGCUGUAUCAAUCAUUGGUAAACAUGAUCUUUUGAAUAAAUGGCCAGAAUUGAUUGAUCAGAUGAUAGAAAAAUUCAAUACAGGAGAUUUUCAUGUAAUAAAUGGGGUUUUACAUACGGCACAUUCUUUAUUUAAGAGAUAUAGAUAUGAAUUCAAAAGUGAAAUUUUAUGGACAGAAAUUAAAUUUGUAUUGGACCAAUUUGCAAAACCAUUGACAGAUUUAUUUUUAACAACGAUGAAUUUAGCACAGAUACAUGCUAAUAAUGUAGAUGCUUUAAAAGUUAUAUAUAAUUCUUUGGUUAUGCUUUCCAAAGUAUUUUAUUCUCUUAAUUUUCAAGAUUUACCAGAAUUUUUUGAAGAUAAUAUGGCAUCAUGGAUGAAAAAUUUUCUUAUUAUAUUAAAUACUGAUGUGCCAUCUCUGGGAACAACUGAUAAUGAAGAAGCAGGAGUGAUGGAACAGUUAAAAACACAGGUUUGUGAUAAUAUCUGUCUUUAUGCUCAAAAGUAUGAUGAAGAAUUCCAACCAUUUUUACCAGAAUUUGUAACAACUGUAUGGAACUUAUUAACAUCUACAGGUCAACAGACCAAAUAUGAUGCAUUAGUAUCAAGUGCAUUGCAAUUUUUGGCCAUAGUAGCAGAUCGUUCUCGAUAUAGAAAUUUGUUUGAGGAUUCAGGAACUUUGAGCAGUAUCUGUGAAAAAGUUAUUAUUCCUAAUAUGGAAUUUAGAGAUUCGGAUGCUGAACUGUUCGAAGAUAAUCCGGAAGAGUAUAUACGCCGUGAUAUAGAAGGUAGUGAUGUAGAUACGAGAAGACGAGCAGCUUGUGAUUUAGUGAAAGUUCUUUCAAAGUAUUUUGAAGCCAAAAUAAUGGAAAUUUUUGGUGCUUAUAUACAGGUAAUGUUACAAAACUAUGCAGAAAAGCCUACUGAAAAUUGGCGUAGUAAAGAUGCAGCUAUUUAUUUAAUUACAAGUAGUGCCACUAAAGGACAAACGCAAAGGCAUGGUGUAACACAAAGCAGUCAACUUGUUCCAUUACCUCAGUUUACGGCACAACAUAUUGAACCUGAACUUUCUAAACCAAACGUGAACGAAUGUCCAGUUCUUAAAGCAGACGCGAUUAAAUUUGUAAUGUCAUUUAGAUCCGUUUUGCCACAGGAAUUAGUCGUAGGAAGUUUACCACAAUUAGUUAGACAUUUGAGUGCUACGAGUAUCGUUGUUCAUACAUACGCUGCUUGUGCAGUUGAUAGGAUACUUGCUAUGAGAGGCACAGACAAUAAUUCCUUAGUGAAAGGAAAUGAUUUAAUGCCAUUAGCACCAGACCUGCUGAAAGGAUUAUUCGCAUGUUUGUCUCUGACAGGGUCAGAAGAAAAUGAAUAUGUGAUGAAAGCUAUUAUGAGAAGUUUUGGUAUAUUACAGGAUAAUAUUGUACCUUUCUUAGCAGAUUUAUUACCAAAACUAACAGAGAAACUAACAAUGGUUGCUAAAAAUCCGACACGUCCUAAUUUCAAUCAUUAUCUCUUUGAAACAUUAAGCUUAUCUAUCAAAAUCGUUUGUAAAACAAAUCCACAGGCUGUUUUAUCUUUCGAACAAGUUUUGUUUCCAAUCUUUCAAGAGAUUCUACAACAAGAUAUAUCAGAAUUUAUACCAUAUGUAUUUCAAAUCCUGGCUUUAUUUUUGGAACUUAGAACUACACAGGAAAUACCAGAUCCAUACAUGGCCUUAUUCCCUUGCUUAUUAGCACCAGUUCUAUUUGAACGUCAAGCUAAUAUUCAUCCUCUUAAUAGAUUAUUACAAGCGUAUGUUAGUCAUGGUUCACAUUUAAUAAUAGCACAAGAUAAGACCAGCGGCUUAUUGGGCGUUUUUCAAAAGUUAAUCGCGUCUAAGGUUAACGAUCGUGAAGGUUUCUUAUUAUUGGAAUGUAUUAUCGAACAUUUCCCACCGAAUACAUUGGAACCAUAUAUGAAGCAAAUUUUUGUAUUGCUAUUUCAAAGGCUUUCUUCUUCAAAAACAACAAAGUUUGUUCAAGGAUUGAUAUUAUUUUUCGCAUAUUACAUUAUUAGAUAUAAUGCUACUAGUUUGGUUAAUAUUAUCGAUCAAAUACAACCACAAAUGUUCGGUAUGGUUGUCGAACGUAUAUUUCUAUCGGAUUUACAAAAGGUCUCGGGUGAUAUAGAAAAGAAAGUAACAUCCGUAGGAAUGUCGAAUUUAUUAAUCGAUUGUCCACCGAUGCUUGAAAGUCCAUACAAUUCAUAUUAUCCGCGGCUUUUAGCUGCAUUAAUCGAAUUCUUCGAAUCGUCUCAAGAUGAAACUUUAUUACCGGAGGAUAAUUUAAUGCCUGAAUUUGAAGAUGCGAUGGAAUAUCAAGUUGGUUAUAGUCAGCUUAUAUAUGCAAAAAUGCCGAAAAAAGAUCCACUGCAGUCUGUUGGCGAUGUACGUUUACAUUUGGCACAAGGACUUGGGAGAUUAUCACCAGGACAAUUACCAGGACUCCUUGGACAAAUUCCAGAACCAAAUGCGAAUCAUUUAAGAAAUUAUCUUCAAACUGCUGGCAUUACAGUUGCAUAAUAUGAGCUGGAUAUCAGAAACAGACUGAAGAUCCAUUUGAUAUCACGAAAAAUAACAAACAUCAAAUUGAAUAAAUUGUAACUAAAUAAUGAGAUUUCAUAUAUAAUUUUUAUAAAUCAUAAUUUUCUAUGAUAUACAUUUCCGAAGUAUACAUAGUGUCUCGUUUAAUAAUUUUUCUUUAUGUAAUUUGAAGUAUAAUAGGUAUAAUAUUUAUUAUUAUUACGAGGCGCUAUUUAUUUUUCUCAUCUCAAUUAAUAAUGUCAUCGAUUGUGGGUAAAAUAAAAUUGUAGACGGCAUAGAAGAAGUAACGUUAAGAUUCGAUGAAUACCUCUGUCAAUUUGAUUGAUGCACACCCAAGCAGUCUCUUCCUUUUUAUUGAUUGAGUUUUUACGAGCAUACAGAUCAGCAGAGCGCCACUAUACUCUCUUCAUCAUUCAGAGCAGGUAGAACAGAACCGAUUCGUGGUUUGAUCCUGUCUGGUGAACAUGCUACCGACGAAACCUCAAGUCAUGUCCUGACGAACGGAUUCUUCCUACAUCCUGUUAUACUCCUACAUACGUUCUACGUGUUUCAUACUGGAAUGCCAUAGGGAACGAAGAGGAAAAUCGAAGAAUAACAUAAUUUAGAGAUGAAUGACUGGUGGGAGGAGGGAGAAGGAUGAAAGAAAAAAAAAAGUGAACAUUAAAAAAUUAAAAAAUAGAAAAAAAGGAAUGAAAAGAGAAUAAAUUUCGUUUCACUACGUGGAUCAAUAAAAAGUUAUUUUUCGAAGAUCAUCUUCAUUUCGAAUGUAGCGAAUGGAAUUCUCUUAUUCCUUGAGAUAUGUGCUUCAGGCCAAGUGCAAUUUGAUUUCACGUCGUAGGAUCUGGCUUAUACGAGAGAAGCAACCAACCAACCAACCAACCAACCAACCAACCAACCAACCAACCAACCAACCAACCAACCCGUUUCAACGAAAUCUCGAUGGGUGAGAUUCACUCUGCUCGGAGUAGUUAUUGAAAAGUUCGAGUGUCUCGCUUCGUCGUCGUCGUCGUCGUUGUCGUCGUUAUCGUUGUUAUCGUCGUCGUUAGAAAACGUGAGGAUGACGUUGAAAAAGGAUUCGCGAUAACGUUAGAUCUAUAUUUUCCUUAAUUGAAAGUAUUAGAAAAUCAUAGAAGAUUAUAAAAUCUCAUCUAUCGUUUAAUCACGAUAGACGUUUUGUUUAAAGUAAUCCAGAAUCAUAGUUAAAACUUUGAAACGUAGAGGAAUCUGUAACGUUGUAAUAAACUUUUCCUAUUUCAAUAAUACAUCAUUUUGUACGAGACAAUAGUAAGAAAGUUUCGACGGUUUUGUUAGACGUUUACUCAACGUCGUAAGUUUCCGACGUUAGUUUUCUUUACAUAGAAUUUGUUAACUUUAUUACGAUCACGAUUGGAUAUAAAUUAAUUAAUAUCGAUUGAUUUUAUUAUUGAACGAUGAAGUAUUUAAGAAUUAAAAUACUUACUUAUAAUUUUCUUUUAUUAUCUAUAGAAAGAUAAAAUCAUUGGCAACCUUUAGAAAGGUAUCCCCUUUAGCUCGGUUUUCCUCCCACUUUUCACCUCCUCCUUUCUUUUUUUUUUUUCAAAAAGAAUUUCAACGAACGUCGGUGGAAGCUUUCGAUGGCACGUCAAUUAUUAUAUUGUGGAUAUUUGUUCCUCAUAGCAUAAGAGAGCUUAAGCUGUAGAGAGCUUAGGAGUAGUACUUUGAAAACGAGACGAAUAGAAAGAAAGAAAGAAAGAAAGAAAG